This is a messenger RNA of Mastomys coucha (southern multimammate mouse), 1916 nucleotides long. Its product is annotated as zinc finger protein 431-like. Gene Ontology annotation, molecular function: DNA-binding transcription factor activity, RNA polymerase II-specific; RNA polymerase II cis-regulatory region sequence-specific DNA binding. The record is from RefSeq and is a predicted model, not a curated record. Gene Ontology annotation, cellular component: nucleus. Bases 507 to 1526 code for a protein of 339 amino acids. NCBI's taxonomy places the organism in Eukaryota, Metazoa, Chordata, Mammalia, Rodentia, Muridae. The transcript is spliced from 5 exons. Gene Ontology annotation, biological process: regulation of DNA-templated transcription.
UCUGACCCUGAGCAGUUGCUCCUGUCACUCAAGAUUUACUGGCCAAUCACGGCUUCCAGGAGGACCUGCCUGGUCGUAAGAGGAGGAGGGUUCUUCCGGGCUUAAGUGAUUUAGCCUGUGUGGCCUUACUGUUGCUCCUGGUACUGUGAGGGAAGCUCAGGCAAGCUCUGAAGUUGCGACAUGGUGAGGAUAUUGUCACUUCCCACAAAGGUACAAUGGAAGUUUAUUGCUCCAAACUCCCCCCCACCCAGCCCAACAAGCAAGAGGCAUCUGAACAAUAGGGAAAAGGCCCUAGCAAUUAGUCCUCUCCUGCUGUUUUAGGAUGAGGAGCUAAAUGCCAGAAACUGCAGUUUCUGGCUUCAGAGGAUCCCAGAAGGCAGGUCAGCUACAGUAGCAUAGUAACUUAGACUUAGAACACAGUGACAUAUGAUGAUGUAGUGGUGAACUUUACUCAGGAAGAAUGGACUUUGCUAGAUCCUUUCCAGAAGAGUCUCUACAAAGAUGUGAUGCUGGAGACCUAUAGGAACCUCAUUGCAAUAGGCUAUAACUGGGAAGAUCACAAUGUUGAAGUAUAUUGUGAAAAUUCUGGAAGACAUAGAAGGCAUCUUCAAAGGGAUGAAUCAAUUAAUACUGGAGAGAAAACCUAUGAAUGUAUUCAAUGUGAUGGAGCUAUUGCAAGGAAUAAUCACCAUCAGUUUCGUAAAAGCAUGCAUACUGGAUCCUUUAUUUCUUAUACUGGUCUUCAAAAACAUAGAAGAACACACACUGGAGAAAAAGUCUAUGACGGUAAUCAAUAUGGUAAAGCCUUUGAAUGCCACAGUAAUCCUCAAAAGCAUAAAAGGACGCAUACUGGAGAGAAACCCUAUGAAUGUAACCACUGUGGCAAAGCCUUUGCACGUUACUGCGAUCUUCAACUCCAUAACAGAACACAUACUGGAGAAAAACCCUAUGAAUGUGACCAAUGUGGCAAACCCUUUGCAAGUCACAGUGAUCUUCAACGUCAUAAAAGAACACAUACUGGAGAGAAACCCUAUGAAUGUAAUCAGUGUGGCAAAGCCUUUGCACAACACAACACUCUUCAAGGUCAUAAAAGAACACAUACUGGAGAGAAACCCUAUGAAUGUAACCAAUGUGGCAAAGCCUUUGCACACCACAACAGUCUUCAAAGUCAUAAAAGAACACAUACUGGAGAGAAACCCUAUGAAUGUAACCACUGUAGCAAAGCCUUUGCACAAGCUAAUAAUCUUCAACGACAUAAAAGAACACAUACAGGAGAGAAACCCUAUGAAUGUAACCAAUGUGGCAAAGCCUUUGCACAGCAUACCACCCUUCAAAAUCAUAAAAGAACACAUAUUGGAGAGAAACCCUAUGAAUGUGACCAAUGUGGCAAAGCCUUUGCACAUCACAAUAGUCUUCAAAGCCAUAAAAGAACACAUACUGAAGAGAAACCCUAUGAGUGUAACCAAUGUGGUAAAGCCUUUGCACAACAUAGCUACAAACACAUAAAAGAACACAAUACUGGAUAGAAACCCUAUGAGUGUAACCAAUGUGGGUAAAGCCUUUUCACAAUAUAGUCAUCUUCAAAAUAAUAAAAGAAUACAUACUAAAGAUACACCCUGAUAAUGCAGCAAAUGUUGUAAAUGCUUUGCAUGUUUUAGUGGUCUUAAAAAGAAUUUUAAAAGCACAUUCUUGAGAGAACCCUAUAAAUGUAAUCAAUUUAAUAAAGCCCUUUCUUAGCAGUCACCAUCUAAGGCAUGAAACAUAGUUGUGAGAUUAUAGGGGGUAGGUGUAUCUGAUUCUUUUUCCUGUUCUUGAAAUGCUUUUCUUCCUACUUAAUUGUUUUGCUAGCUUUGAUAUGAGGGUUUGUGUAUAUUUUUAUUAAAAUAUGGUAUACCUUGUUCAUUUGCUAUCCCCAA